GAUCCAUAAAAUUUCCCAGCUCUGCACUGCAUUCACAAGUCCCUUCCGACGAAGUCUUGACGCGUUGUCCAAAGAGGACUAGCGCAGUCGUCACGUGCAGAUUCCAGAAAGUCGCAGGUCAGAGUACGCUAGACCAGGUACGAUCUAGCGCCAUGAGGGCUCCCACUGGUGUCCCACGCACACCUUGCGCAAAAAUCCAGACGGCACAUCGCGAACUUUCUGAGUUCCCCUCCACGAUCACCAGCAACCUCACUCCCUCCUCCCCACGACAACCGGUUCAUCCACCACAACAACCGUCAAGAUGGCUCCCAACAACCUGCCCCCCGUCUUCGAUGCCACCAGCAAUGACAUUGAGAUGCUCCUCGCUUCCCAGGCUCACCUGGGCAGCAAGAACCUCCAGGUUCACAUGGAGCCCUACCUCUGGAAGACUCGCCAGGACGGUGUCAACGUGAUCAACAUUGGCAAGACCUGGGAGAAGAUUGUCCUCGCCGCCCGCAUCAUCGUCUCCAUCGAGAACCCUGCCGACGUUUGCGUUAUCUCUGCCCGCCCCUACGGUCAGCGUGCUGUCCUCAAGUUCGCCGCCCACACCGGCUCUUCCCCCAUCGCCGGUCGCUUCACCCCCGGUUCCUUCACCAACUACAUCACCCGUUCGUUCAAGGAGCCCCGUCUGAUCGUCGUCACCGACCCUCGCACCGACGCCCAGGCCAUCAAGGAGGCCUCGUACGUCAACAUCCCCGUCAUCGCCCUCUGCGACACCGACUCGCCCACCGAGUACGUUGACGUUGCCAUCCCCACCAACAACAAGGGUCGCAACGCUAUCGGUACCAUCUGGUGGCUCCUGGCCCGCGAGGUCCUGCGCCUCCGCGGUACCAUCUACAACCGCGAGACCGCCUGGGACGUCAUGCCCGAUCUGUACUUCUACCGCGACCCUGAGGCCGAGGCUGAGGAGAAGGUCGAGGAGGAGAAGCUCCCCGGUGUUGAGGAGGAGGGUGCCGCCGCCAUCGAGUCCGGCUUCCAGCAGGCCGGUGCCGACUGGGAGGCUCCCGCCCCUGGCUUCGCUGGUGCCCCCGCCACUGGCAACUGGGACGGUGCUGCCGGCGCUGGUGUUGAGGACUGGGCCGCUGCCGGCCAGCCCGCCACCGAGUGGUCCAACGAGGCCGCCAAGGAAACCCAGUGGUAGGGUGUCCAAGGUCCCGAGACCGCCCCAUCCGCUGACAAGGAAAACGUCGCUCCUCCACGUACAGAGGAGCCCGCGUACGACAAUUGGUAGUC
This is a messenger RNA of Emericellopsis atlantica, 1272 nucleotides long. Its product is annotated as 40S ribosomal protein S0. Gene Ontology annotation, cellular component: 90S preribosome; ribosome; cytosolic small ribosomal subunit. NCBI's taxonomy places the organism in Eukaryota, Fungi, Ascomycota, Sordariomycetes, Hypocreales, Bionectriaceae. Gene Ontology annotation, biological process: ribosomal small subunit assembly; cytoplasmic translation. The coding region runs from base 302 to 1180 and encodes 292 amino acids. The transcript is spliced from 3 exons. Gene Ontology annotation, molecular function: structural constituent of ribosome. The record is from RefSeq and is a predicted model, not a curated record.